UAGAAGAUAUUGAUUCGGCUUCCGAACGCCAAAUAGUGGGGGCCCACAACCCCUUUUACAAAGUCCACCGUCAACAUUCUGACAUGUAACUUAACCAGGGUUAGUUUUGUAACCCGAAUGCCACCAAACAGCAUUUCCAAUUUUCUCGUCUUUUUAACCCACUGCCUCACUUCUCCGCCAUUCCCAACACACUUCUCGCCCUUCUCCAUCCUUAAUAUUAUUAUUAUUAUUAUUAUAUAAUUAUUCCCUCUUCUGUUGCUUCUGUGUAAAGGAUCCUGUUUUAUUCCCAAUUGAAGGCGAAGGAUGAGUUGCAGCGGCUGCAGAGUGCUUCGAAAGGGCUGCAACGAAGCUUGCGUUCUAAGGUCCAGUCUCCACUGGAUUCAUUCGCCGGAAGCCCAAGCCAACGCCACCUUGUUUCUCGCUAAAUUCUUUGGCCGUAGUGAUCUCUUGUCCUUCAUCGCCGCCGUCCCCCAUCAUCAAAGACCUGCUCUGUUUCAGUCUCUGUUAUUCGAGGCUUGCGGCCGCACCGUCAACCCAGUUAGCGGCGCCGUUGGUCUCUUGUCGAGCGGGAACUGGCACGUCUGUCAGCUGGCGGCGGAAACCGUUCUCAGCGGCGGAGUUCUCCGCCCCAUACCCGGAAUCGAACUUUCGGGAAAUCCCACGCGCAACGUCGAUGAUUCCUCCCUUACUUCCAAUACCGAUGUCUGGACCACCACCGGACAAAAUCUUCAACUCUACCCAUCCACUCCGUCGGAUUUCCGGUGCCUCCCUGAUCUCGCCGUCGCCGCCGUAAGAGCGAAGAAUCAUACCCCGGAGAAUCGGCGGUCUCUAGAUUCCGAAGACUCGAUCAUGACCAGCUUCGGAAGCGGCGACCGACGGAAACAGAGGAAGCUUUUAAAUUUAUUCAUCUGAAAAAGAGAAAAAGAGAAAAAGAGAGAGAGAGAUUAUUGGAAUUUUGUUUUUGAGUUUAGUAGCGCUAUGGCGGUGUUAUAGAGAUAACGACAGCGAAUAAUCCAAUGAGAUUUAAUAAUGAGUUCGUCACACUCAAUCUUGUUCCACCGGUGAGUUGACCGGAGUUCGGACAUAUUUAUCCCUCUCUUUUAAAUAACCUAACCUUUACGGUAA
Cucurbita moschata (crookneck pumpkin) is the source of this 1125-nucleotide messenger RNA. Its product is annotated as LOB domain-containing protein 38-like. Gene Ontology annotation, biological process: regulation of gene expression. The record is from RefSeq and is a predicted model, not a curated record. Bases 304 to 912 code for a protein of 202 amino acids. NCBI's taxonomy places the organism in Eukaryota, Viridiplantae, Streptophyta, Magnoliopsida, Cucurbitales, Cucurbitaceae. The transcript is spliced from 2 exons.